Messenger RNA from Plasmodium knowlesi strain H, 1479 nucleotides. RefSeq lists its product as uncharacterized. The transcript has a single exon. Gene Ontology annotation, biological process: ribosomal small subunit biogenesis; maturation of SSU-rRNA. Gene Ontology annotation, cellular component: preribosome, small subunit precursor. The record is from RefSeq and is a predicted model, not a curated record. Gene Ontology annotation, molecular function: RNA endonuclease activity. Bases 1 to 1479 code for a protein of 492 amino acids. NCBI's taxonomy places the organism in Eukaryota, Apicomplexa, Aconoidasida, Haemosporida, Plasmodiidae.
AUGAGCAGGCACAAAUAUGUUUUGGACGCGAACAGCGUCAUUAAGUGUAAGGACUUAUUGUUCACAAACUACGACUGCUACGUUACAGAAGGAGUUAUAAAAGAAAUAAAAGAUGAGCACUCAAGGAAGAGACUGAACAACAUGAUGCCGCUUCUAACUGUUGCGCACGCGGAAGAGAGGGAUGUGAAUUUUGUAAAAUAUUUUUCUAAACUGACUGGGGAUUACGACUCCCUCAGUGAGGUAGACAUAGAUGUCAUUGCGCUGACCUACAUGUUGCACCGUAUGCAUGGAGAUGUGUCCAAACUGAAUGCCUCUCCAAUGGAAACCAUUUAUAAGUACGACCAAGUUGAGUUUGAUUAUGUGGGGAAGGGGAGGCGUGAAGGGGAGGACGGGGAAAAGGGCCUUAUGGGAGAUGGAGCAGUAACUGGAGAGGUAGCUAUGGGGGAGGGAGAUGAGACCACCGCGAGCAGCGCGCAGCCGGAAAAGACGGAAGCAGGGGUGGACGAUUUGAAGCGGGAAGAUGGCGCCGCGGGGGGGUUCGACGUGGUAGACGGGAGUGAUGGAGACGCCGAUGAAAGUAUACAGGGAAGUAAUACCGAAGAGGGUGGAAGUAUACAGGAAAGUGACACAGACGCAGAUGAAAGUAUAAAGGAAGGUGAUGGAGACGCAGAUGAAAGUAUACACGGAAGUGAUGCGGACUCGGAUGGAAGCGUUGAUGAAGACGACUCACCCACGACACGGGGACGAAUUCGCGGGUGUGAAAUGAUCAAGGAGGAAGUCGUACAAGUGACAGAGGCGGCCGACCAGAAGGAGGAGGACGAAGAAGGCGGCCAAUGGAUAAACAUAAAUAAUUACGACACACAAAAUAUAGACGUAAAUAAGGAAGAACAAUUCACUUCAAAAGUAGCAUGCGUAACGACAGAUUAUGCGAUGCAAAAUGUUAUGUACCAGAUGGGCUUAAAUGUAAUCACAAUGGAUGGUUUUAAAAUAAAUUCCAUAAAAUUGUGGGGACAUAUAUGCACAUCAUGCUAUACAUUUGUAAAAAAAACUUCUGUUCUUUUCUGCUCCAAGUGUGGAAAUAACAACUUGAGAAAAGUAAAUGUCGUGGUGGAUAAUAAUUUAAAAAAGCUAGUCGUGAAAAUCCCCCAAUUCAGGGUUAAUACCAAAAAUACCAUUUAUAGUAUCCCCAAAAAAAAAAAUUCAUCCCAAAAAAAAUUUCAAGAUAAGUUGCAAAUAUUUAGAGAAGAUGAAUUACUCAUGGGAGGGAGAAAACAAUUUUUAACACAUCAAAAAAAACUUUACGAAUCGCAAAAAAGUAAAAAGGACCCCUUCAGUGGAGACAACCUGCAUGAUAACUAUGCCAACGACUGGGCGUACAGGACGACAUUGAAAAACGGCAAGGUUGCCAUUUUGACCAACCCGAAAAUUGUUGUGGGUGGAAAAAAGAAAAAUCCACACAGGAGGAAGAAGAAGAAGUAG